Molecule: messenger RNA, 2591 nt
Organism: Pezoporus flaviventris
Lineage: Eukaryota; Metazoa; Chordata; Aves; Psittaciformes; Psittacidae
Product: lysine-specific histone demethylase 1A
Exons: 20
Coding region: 22-2574 (850 amino acids)
Biological process (GO): regulation of DNA-templated transcription
Cellular component (GO): nucleus
Molecular function (GO): flavin adenine dinucleotide binding; oxidoreductase activity; protein binding
Source: RefSeq, a predicted model, not a curated record
UUGUGCGGCGCGGCCGGGGCGAUGCUGUCGGGGGGCAAGAAGGGCGCGGAGGCGGCGGCGGGCGGCGAGGGCGGGCCUGAGGCUCCGGUGCCUCCGCCCGCCGCCGCGGGGGCCCCGGGCUCCUCUGCCGAGAGCGGCGGCGCUGCGGAGCGCACGCCCCGCAAGAAGGAGCCGCCGCGGGCCUCGCCCCCGGGCGCUCUGUCCGAGCCGCCGGCAGCCGGGGCCGGCCCUGCGCCCGGCGCCGAGACCACGGGCACCGCCGAGACCCCCGAGGGCCGCAGGACCAGCCGGCGCAAGCGGGCCAAGGUGGAGUAUAGAGAGAUGGAUGAGAGUCUUGCAAACCUGUCAGAAGAUGAGUAUUACUCUGAGGAAGAGAGAAAUGCUAAGGCUGAGAAGGAGAAGAAACUGCCGCCACCACCUCCACCAGCUCCUGCAGAAGAGGAGAAUGAAAGCGAGCCGGAGGAGCCGUCUGGGCAAGCAGGAGGACUUCAAGACGACAAUUCUGGAGGGUAUGGAGACGGCCAAGCAUCAGGUGUGGAGGGUGCAGCUUUCCAGAGUAGACUUCCACAUGACCGUAUGACAUCUCAAGAAGCUGCCUGCUUCCCUGAUAUAAUCAGUGGGCCACAGCAGACCCAGAAGGUGUUUCUGUACAUCAGGAACCGCACUCUGCAGCUCUGGCUGGAUAACCCAAAGAUUCAGUUGACGUUUGAGGCAACUAUCCAACAAUUAGAAGCACCUUAUAAUAGUGAUACGGUGCUCGUUCACAGAGUACACAGCUACCUGGAGCGGCACGGGCUCAUCAACUUCGGGAUCUACAAGAGAGUGAAGCCCCUUCCAACCAAGAAGACUGGAAAGGUGAUCAUCAUCGGAUCUGGAGUCUCUGGGUUGGCAGCAGCUCGCCAGUUGCAGAGUUUUGGAAUGGAUGUCACAGUUCUGGAAGCCAGGGACCGAGUAGGAGGAAGAGUUGCGACCUUCCGCAAAGGGAACUAUGUUGCUGACCUCGGAGCAAUGGUGGUGACAGGACUUGGAGGAAAUCCCAUGGCUGUGGUCAGCAAACAAGUGAAUAUGGAAUUGGCUAAGAUCAAACAAAAAUGCCCACUUUAUGAAGCAAAUGGACAAGCUGUUCCAAAAGAGAAAGAUGAAAUGGUGGAGCAAGAAUUUAAUCGUCUGCUGGAAGCCACAUCCUACCUCAGUCAUCAGCUGGAUUUUAACGUUCUCAAUAAUAAGCCUGUCUCCCUAGGUCAGGCUCUGGAGGUUGUCAUACAGUUGCAGGAGAAGCAUGUGAAGGAUGAGCAGAUUGAACACUGGAAAAAAAUAGUGAAAACACAGGAGGAAUUGAAAGACCUUCUUAACAAGAUGGUGAAUUUAAAAGAGAAGAUUAAAGAACUUCAUCAGCAGUAUAAGGAAGCAUCAGAAGUGAAGCCACCUCGAGAUAUUACAGCAGAGUUCCUUGUGAAAAGCAAACACAGAGAUCUGACUGCCCUUUGCAAGGAGUAUGAUGAAUUGGCAGAAACACAAGGAAAGCUGGAGGAGAAGUUACAAGAACUUGAAGCCAAUCCUCCAAGUGAUGUUUACCUGUCAUCAAGGGACAGGCAAAUACUCGACUGGCACUUUGCAAACCUAGAAUUUGCCAAUGCCACACCCCUGUCUACGCUUUCACUGAAGCACUGGGACCAGGAUGAUGACUUUGAGUUCACAGGCAGUCACUUGACUGUGAGGAAUGGCUAUUCCUGUGUGCCUGUAGCCUUAGCAGAAGGCUUGGAUAUUAAAUUGAACACAGCAGUGCGCCAGGUUCGCUACACAGCAUCAGGUUGUGAAGUGAUAGCUGUAAAUACCCGAUCUACGAGCCAGACUUUCAUUUACAAAUGUGAUGCUGUGCUGUGCACUCUUCCCUUGGGAGUAUUGAAGCAGCAGCCUCCAGCAGUACAGUUUGUGCCACCUCUUCCUGAGUGGAAAACUUCGGCAGUUCAGCGUAUGGGGUUCGGCAACCUCAACAAGGUCGUGUUGUGCUUUGAUCGCGUCUUCUGGGAUCCAAGCGUCAAUCUGUUUGGUCAUGUUGGUAGCACUACUGCAAGCAGAGGAGAACUUUUCCUGUUUUGGAACCUGUACAAAGCACCGAUUCUGUUGGCCUUGGUAGCAGGAGAAGCAGCAGGAAUCAUGGAAAACAUCAGCGAUGAUGUCAUUGUUGGACGGUGCCUUGCCAUCCUCAAAGGCAUCUUUGGGAGCAGCGCUGUGCCUCAGCCUAAGGAAACGGUGGUGUCCCGCUGGCGCGCUGACCCGUGGGCCCGGGGCUCCUACUCCUAUGUCGCAGCCGGCUCCUCUGGCAAUGACUAUGAUUUGAUGGCUCAGCCGAUUACUCCAGGACCAGCCAUUCCGGGUGCUCCGCAGCCGAUUCCUCGCCUGUUUUUUGCGGGGGAGCACACAAUUCGCAACUACCCCGCCACCGUUCACGGGGCUCUGCUGAGCGGGCUGAGGGAAGCCGGCCGCAUCGCAGACCAGUUUCUUGGGGCCAUGUACACUUUGCCUCGCCAGCCUACGCCGGGCGUCCCCCCCCAGCAAGCUGCCGGCAUGUAAGGGAAGUGGAAGGUGUC